Striga hermonthica is the source of this 411-nucleotide messenger RNA. NCBI's taxonomy places the organism in Eukaryota, Viridiplantae, Streptophyta, Magnoliopsida, Lamiales, Orobanchaceae. The record is from the annotation of a GenBank genome assembly.
AUGCCGAUGUCUUCAUCUUCUUCGUUCUCUUCUCCUUCUAAUUUGUCUUUCUACUGCCGUCAACCUGCUCAACUACACAUAUCAAAGACUCCAUCAAAUCCCGGUAAGAAAUUUCAUGGAUGCAAGAACUGGAGCAAUGGGGGUUGCAAGUUCUUUAGAUGGGAGGAUGAACCAGAUAGCUCGAACAAUCAACUUAUGGCCAAUGAAUUGAUUAAACACAUGAACAAGAUGCUACUGCUUGAAGCCGAGAACCAAAAAAUGAAGGAGAGUGUUGCCCUCCAAUUUCAGCAUGCGCAGGACAUUUAUGUGGAAGAAUUUUCCAAAAUUCGACAAAAUAUCUGGAAGCUCGAAGUGUUUGUUGCUGCAACAUGGGUUCUGUUCGUCAUUUUUAUUGUUGUUGUCAUGUGGUGA